This is a messenger RNA of Manis javanica (Malayan pangolin), 8903 nucleotides long. RefSeq names its product pre-mRNA processing factor 18 (gene PRPF18). The record is from RefSeq and is a predicted model, not a curated record. Lineage: Eukaryota; Metazoa; Chordata; Mammalia; Pholidota; Manidae. Gene Ontology annotation, biological process: RNA splicing; generation of catalytic spliceosome for second transesterification step. Gene Ontology annotation, cellular component: U4/U6 x U5 tri-snRNP complex; U2-type post-spliceosomal complex; U5 snRNP.
GAAGUGGCCCGGUCAGCUGUUGUCUUAUGUGUUGGACCCACUGUUGAGAGGGUCGCGGCGUCCGGCUGGGUAAGGCCUGGUCCGAGGGUCUGGAGAGGGAAACUUGAGCUUAAGCCGGGGCAGCGAGAUGGACAUUCUGAAAUCGGAGAUCCUGCGGAAGCGGCAGCUGGUGGAGGACAGGAAACUGCUGGUGGAAAAUAAAAAAUAUUUCAAACGUAGUGAACUUGCAAAAAAAGAAGAGGAAGCAUAUUUUGAAAGAUGUGGUUACAAGCCUAUAAGUGAGAAGCCAUCUGGAGAGAUACAGCCAAAAGAGGAGGACCAGGAACCAUUAACAUCAUCAAAUCCAGUAUUGGAACUUGAACUGGCAGAAGAAAAGUUACCCAUGACUCUUUCUAGGCAAGAAGUUAUCCGAAGAUUGAGAGAAAGAGGAGAACCAAUCAGACUAUUUGGAGAAACUGAUUAUGAUGCCUUUCAACGUUUAAGAAAAAUAGAGAUUCUCACACCAGAAGUUAACAAGGGAUUGAGGAAUGAUCUGAAAGCAGCUUUGGAUAAGAUUGAUCAACAGUACCUCAAUGAACUUGUAGGUGGUCAAGAACCCGGAGAGGAAGACACACAGAAUGAUUUGAAAGUUCAUGAAGAAAACACCACAAUUGAAGAGUUAGAGGCAUUGGGAGAGUCUUUAGGAAAAGGGGAUGAUCAUAAAGAUAUGGACAUCAUUACCAAAUUCCUUAAGUUUCUUCUUGGUGUUUGGGCUAAAGAAUUGAAUGGCAGAGAAGAUUAUGUGAAACGCAGUGUGCAGGGUAAACUGAACAGUGCCACUCAAAAACAGACUGAGUCCUAUCUCAGACCCCUUUUCAGAAAGCUCCGGAAAAGGAAUCUUCCUGCUGAUAUUAAGGAAUCCAUAACAGAUAUCAUUAAAUUCAUGUUGCAGAGAGAGUAUGUCAAGGCUAAUGAUGCAUAUCUUCAGAUGGCAAUUGGAAAUGCCCCUUGGCCCAUUGGUGUCACUAUGGUUGGUAUCCAUGCCAGAACUGGUAGGGAAAAGAUUUUUUCCAAGCAUGUUGCACAUGUUUUGAAUGAUGAAACACAGCGGAAAUAUAUUCAGGGAUUGAAGAGGUUAAUGACCAUUUGCCAGAAGCACUUCCCUACAGAUCCAUCAAAAUGUGUGGAGUACAAUGCACUAUGAGCUGUAUAGGAUGUGUUAAUUAACAGUAGGAAACUGUCGGGAACAUGGUACCUGGGAACAUACUUCUGGAAUUACCAGCAGGAAUGAGGGGAGAAGAAAACAGAGUUCCUAGUCUCUGAGUUCUACCUAAUGUAACUCUUGUUUUUAAGAACUGUGUUGGCUGUCAUAUCACAUCUGAUUGCAAACUGUUUUUGUGUCUUGCUUUUAUUUUAAAUAGGUGAAAAAUUAAGUUAUAAAGAGUUUUCUAAGUUCAGAUGACAGUUACAGAAGGGGGUUUAAGAUGAUUUUUCCCUGAAGACCUGGAAGUUGCAGUUAGAUGAUUAUAAAGGAACAUUUGAGGAUGGACUUAAUUAUUUCUGUAAAUAUGGUAAUUUUCCCAUUGCCUUUUAUGUAGUGUUUAUAAAAAAUAUUUUUAUAUAUUUCAACAAAAAUGUGGAACUAUUUAUGAAGUUUUAUAUCCUUAAAUGUUGCUGAACCUUUACAAUCUUGAAGUAGAAUGUGAGUGCAAAUGAUACUGCUGUUACCUCAGGUGUUAUUUUUCUUGCAUUUCAAGAAGCAUUCCUGCUUUUAUCUUCUAAGGAUUGUAAAUUUUAGUGUUUGUCAUCUCUCAGGACAGGUAGAAUUAACAGAAAAUAGAAGUUUAGAAAACAAAGAUGGUGUAUUAUGCCAACAGAAGUUCAAAAUAGGUAGCCCCAGUGCUUCGAGGUUGGAGGUGAAAAUGGAUUUAUUGUCAGCCAAUCAAGAAUGGGGCUGUUUUGCUGGUACUGGGUCUUCCCAGAAUAAGCCUGCCUGCGAGUUUUCCCCUCGCGAGGACUGUGGUGGACUGUGGUCCCGGCUGCAUCUGGCCGGGCAGAAGAGUGCUCUUGUCAUGCCUGGGACAGGGGGUCCUGGGGCUGCUGUUCCACCACCGAGGACUUCUUCUGAAUCUCGGUGUCUUAUCCAGAUAAUUGUGAUGAACUGCUCUGCUUUAGAAGUUGAGAGGACUCAGUUAAUGGAGGAAGGUGGGUAAACAGAAUGUUACCUGACAGGUGGUGUGCUGGUAUCUGAUAGCAGUGGGAGGGGGGCUCCAGAGUCAGAACUUCCUAGCUUCAGAUUUCAGCUCUCAACCCACUAACUGUGACUGUGGAAAAGUAACUUGAUCUUCCCUAAGCCUCAGUUUCCUUACCUGCCAAUAGUCGUUAGUAAUAGUAGCACAUACCUCAUAGCGUUAUUGUUGUGUUUAAGUAAAAUAAAAUGCUUAGCACAAUACCUGGCAAAUAGUAAGAGCUCGGUAAUUAUUAGUUGUUGUGUCCUGUUGUUCUCCUUAUUAGAGUGUAGCCAAAGUCACUUUUAGGAAUCCUGUGGUUGGGGCAGUGUGUCCUCACACAGUGGGCACAGGGCACACACAGUAACAGUGGUUCCCAAAAUAGGAGAAGUAGAAACGCUUAUUAAGCAUUUAUUGUAGCCAGGCGCACUAUAGCUGUUCACACUUUCACCCAGUUCUGAGUUUAGAAGGGUAGAGAAUGUGGUGGGAGUGAGUCAGCUGAGGAGGUGGAUGCUGACUCACACUCACUCUUCUGGCCCCUCUUGGAAAGGCUUGAAAACCAGUUUUGGUCACUUGUGGUCUGUGGCUGUACUCAUCUGGUUGUUUCUGCUGGUUUUGUGCAUGAUGGUGGCUGAAGUCUGCUGUCCUGAAUUGAGUCAGGGUUCCUCUCUCCCCACUUUGGAAACCAUUUCUUUUUAGAUUAGUUAGAGUUUAGGGGGAAAGCUUACUAGGGCACAUGAGAGACAGACUUUCAUGAGAUGUGAUAACAAUCUAGACUUUUGCUAUGCCUUGUGUAGUACUUGUUUAUAAAUAUUGUUGAAUAGGCCACAGCAUGGCAGUCAGUUUUAUGGUGUCUUUCCAUUUGCUGUUAAUACUCCACAUAAAGAAAAAUCUGUACCCUGGGACCCCAGUCACCUAAAAUCGAUCAGUAUGGACAGAUGGUUUAAAGAGAGACUGUGACAUGUUCUACAGUGCAGUGAAGGUUAAACAUUUUGGGCUUGGGUAGAAAGAGGUAGGUUUAAAGAUGUAGACCUUCUCAUAGAACAGUUUUCCUUUUCCCUGAGAUUAAAGCUCUUGCAGUGACUGUAAGUAAUCGUGUGGAUAUAUAGAAAAAUGACCUCUUGUGUUCUUCAGAUCAUAAAAAUUUUAGUUCAGCAGAUAGUACAUAUUUCUGUGUUUAGCUAUUUUUGAAACAAUAAAGGCUUAUCUUUUCAAAUCAUUCACAAUCCUGAAAUCACUAAUCUUCCCUUUAUUCAUCCCCAUCUGCCCAGGCAUCUAACAAGAGGAGUUGUCUUUCUGGACUCAAAUGUAGUGGUGUUCCCUCCAAAGUAAAUGCCGCACUUGUAGGAGUGUUCCUGCAGCUGUGGAGACUGAGCGGUACUUUGCAGCCUUGUGACACAGCCGUGGCAAUCUGGAAGCCACAGCGGUUUUGGGGGAAAAUUGGGAAAUAAAGCUGAUGCUGUAUAGGGAGAGGGAGAGAGGAUCGGGCUGGUGGGAUCUGUGGGAAGAAGGGGGAGGUCCUGAGGGGCCAGAGCUAGGAAGGCAGUGUCACUCAGAGUUAGAGCUGAGUGCAAGCUGCAUAACCCAGGGUGGGCUGGGAUGAGUGGGGCGCAGGCGUGAAGGAGGGCCACCUCCUGAUGUGGGCUUCCUCCUCCUGGGGAUGUUCUGACCUACUUUCCUUUAGGUUGCCUGGGAUUUGACCUCAGUGAAUACUUGAGAAAUAUAGCCAUCUUUCUAUUGGAAGUCUAUUCUGAUAGUAAGUAGCUUAGAAAAGAGUAAAAAAAAGUGUUUCAGAGUAUUCAGUGAAUUUGAAUUUGGGGCUCUCUACUGCUGCUCCUUUGCAGCCAUAUGGUAACCCCUGUAACACUUGUUAACAUGGAACUGGGCGGGUGGCUUCAGUGGUGGGGCAGCGGUCAGCUGAGAUGUGCUUUGGCCUUGCCUGAGUAUUAAAAGAGCACAACUGAGUGGGUUGUCACGCCCCCAGCCCCACCCCUCAGUAUAUUCUCAUGAAGCCUCUGGAAGGAUAACUUUAUCCCACAGCAGUCACAUGGAUUGUGGAGCUGUGAAAGCACUUUCUCACAGCGUAUUUCUGUAAGUUUCCAGCUGUUCAGCGGGAGCAGCCACCAGUCCUGGAGGGUCGCCAUGGGAACACUGUUAAGGCAACUGGCUUUCAUAGCAGACUCUGCAGCUACAUUGGCUGAAUUACAGCCACACACUAGUACUUUAAUGGUUAGCAGUUACCUUAAAAUCUUUUGAAAUUUCAAAGUAACUCUGGUGAUACCGAGUAGCUAGGAGAAAUGCAGUUGGUUAGCAGCAGCGGCUAUGGUGUGAGCUGGCCCCAUUCAGGAUUUUGGAACCACACUCAUUUAAAAAAAAAGUUUUUAUGUUUACUAGAACAGUUUAUUAUGAAAGCAUUUGAUGACUGACUUGUUUUUCCCACUGUAAACUCUGUGGUAGUUUAUACAACUUGCUUAAACUAGUCCUUGUGUUGCCAACAGUGGUUACUCUGUUUAACAAGGCUAUUUCCUUUUGUUUAGUUUCUCCUUCCUGUCUUUAGGCACCAGCUUGGAAGUGAUUGCCAGCCUUCUCAGCUCUUUCUUACAACGUUCAACUUGAACGCGUACUUCCGUGGAGAGCGGUUAAGAAGGAAAGCAGCUUUGUGCAGUGGGCUUGACUGCAGAGCUGAGCUAGCAGGACGCUCACCACUCCCCGUCCGUUCGGUGUGUCCAGGCCCACAGAGAGCCAAGGCAGCUCUGCCAGCCACCACUCCCGACUUCAUCGCACUGGGAACAUCUUCCCCGGGUGAAGAGCUUAUGCUGAACAAGAAUAUGACCUGAUGUCUGCCUUCCUUCAUGAUCUACCUUCUAGAGACUCUCUGUUGGAAAAUGAAUUAACCACAGGGCUCCCUUUUCCAGUACUGCUCACCAAGUUCUGAGCAGCUAAACUUAAAGGCAGCCAGCCCUGGAUUCCUCUGGCCCAGGGUAAAGGACUCCCCAGAUCUGAACGGACUGCCAAAGCCACUGUGAUCUUGCAUCCAGAAGCAGAUGACACCGGACCAGUCCCAUAUGACUUAAAGCUUGAUUUCCAACUUUGUUCGUCACCAUGAAAAUCACCAUGGUGGAUUAAUCAGACUCUUCCACUUACCUGUUUUUCCCUCCUCUAUGCCCUUUUCUGUUGCUCCUUAACCUGGGAAGGAAAUGCCCUUGUUCAUUUCUCCCCAGUGGCUGCCGAGGGAGGUAAUGUUGCUGGGUUUCUCUUUUCAGUUAGAGAUCCUCUAGUUCUGUCACUAAUAUCACUGUGAAUACCUAGGUUCCCUUUGAAAAUGUCAGCUACAGAGCUAAGUGUUUGCAGUCAGGCUACCCAGGGCUUUUUUUCGUUUUUGUGAGGCAUUUACAACAACUCUAUCUCAGGCUAGGAGAUCACCUCCCCAAUGCACCAAAAAAAACCCUAACUGACCACUGGCUUGAAUGGGCAAAUGUACCAAUCUAGGAGAGCCAAUCUGUCAGCAAGGCUGUGGUUUGUGCCCUGACAGGACUUCCCCUUCAGAUAGUGGUCCCCUCUGCUUGGCCUGUGGAUGCUUAGAUGACUGGUAUGUCAUGUAUGUUAGGGCAGUGCCUCUAACUUUCCACAACCAAACCAACACCUCACUGGGAACUCCCCUGAAUUGACAGCCUCAAGUUAGAUUACAUACCAGGUUUUCUUAAUUCAGGAUUUAACUCCUUUGGCAGAGCCCUGCUUCUCUGCUAGGAGCAUGUGCGAAUUGGACUGGGAUCAGAACCCCUCUUAAACCCUGGGAAACAUAAGGCCUCAGUAGCCCAACAGAAAUCCCUAGACUCCAGCUGGAGUUGUCCUCAGUUCUCUUAGCUGAAUGAGGUGUCUGCAGUCACCACCACUUGUUGGAUUAACACUCCUGGGGAAGUUGAGGUCCAAGAACAAACCCAUUGUUUAUAAAAGUUGGUCACGAGUCCAGUUUGACGCACCUUGGAAUUUUGAUUUAUUCAGCUGUUUACCAGCAGGAUUGGGCCCUGGUUUAAAUCUGUAUUAUAAUUUGGUCUUUGCUCUUUGUCAUUUUAUUUUGUGUUCUGAUUUUUUAAAGUACUCAGGUGAUGUCUGUCUAUCCUUUGUAAAAAUAUACCUAUGACAUACCUUUUUGAAGCUUUGGGCAACAUCAGUCUGACAGAACCCUUGGCACAGUCUCUCUGCCCUGACCCUUUAACAAGUUGCUCAAAUGUGGCCUUUUGGUUGCUGCUACUCCCCCAAAGCUUCUCUUACCCUGAAAAAAGGUUCAUUUACUGCACCAUAAAGAAAAAUAGACAAAAUGGUUAAUGAGUGAAAAGGCAAAGUCCAUGCAGACUAGACAAAUGCCUAGCAAUGUAUUGAGUGGUUAGUGCCUCCUAACAGACUUGAGCUCUUAGUCAAGUAGAGACCUUAUAGGAAUUUACAGCACUUCUCAGAAAUCAGCAGAGAUGACCAGCCAGGUUUUUGUUCAAGCCAUCUCUGGACUUCCUUGUUCUAACUCAGCUCCCCUGAUCCAGAUAAUGCAGAACUGGGCUUUGAGGGCUGUGUACAACAUCUUUCAUCAAGAAAGACCACUCCUGAACAAUGUGGCUGAUUGAGAGUGGGGAAGGUGGACCCAGAGGAUAUAACACACAGAAUCUUAUGCAUGUACCUCAGAAAAAUGGAUUUGCUAAAAGACUGAUUUCCCAUAAAUGCCUGAUUUUCAGAAAAAGACCAAGACUUCCUGACCAGUAAACAUCUAUCUGCCAAGCAUCUCUUCUAUCCUCAAGCCAGUGAACUUAGUGUUUGGAUUGGCUGGACAGCACCCUAUUUGCACACCUUGCUUAUAAAUAUAGCCUACUCCACACACUUAACUGGACUUACCUGUGGCAUGCAUUUCCCAAACUGCAAUUCCUUUUCUAUUACCAAAUAAACUCAAUUUCUGGCCAUUUGAGCUUACUUCAGUUUACCCCUUACUUAGGUUGACAGCCAUUAUGGGGAUUGUUCCAGUUAGACCACUUGGUUCAUUUAACUGCACUUGAAAGCAGGGGCUCCCAAAUCAAACAGCAGGAUACCUGUGUUUGCUGGCCGGCAGAAGCCUCCAAGAUGUCCAGAUAGCUAUUGCAAAAAGCUAAUGAAAACGAUAUAAGCAGUAGGUAAGACAGACAUGAUUCCUAUGUUUCCGUCUCCUCGUCCUAAGCACUCACGGUCUGCUGAUCCAUAUGAAUUUCCUUUCCACGCUGAAGAGAUUACCCAACUGUAAACAAAGGCCUGUCAGUGGCCUUACAGACGUCCCCAAUCUAUCCCUGAAGGAGGGCUUCCCUCAGAGCUGAUGGGACUGAGGGAUUCUUCUAUAACUACUCCCACUUAUUCCCUUAAACAGCCAAAGGGAAACUAAAAUGAAAACAGGAAGCCUUGCCAAACUGGCAGAUACUGGGGCUAUACUGUUUAAGCUCGACUCACUUUGGAGCCUAUAGAUAGGAUCCUGGGAAAACCGGCAGAAGCUGGUGAAGGCUGAGCGUCCUUACGAGAGCCGGCUUUCCAGCACCCAGUCGAGAGAGGCAGGCAGAAUUUCAAGUUGCCCCCAGACGGGCUGGUUAUCGGCAUUUUCCUCUCUCUCUUUCCAUUUGCACCUUUGAGGAUACACCUCUUACAUCUCUAUGGAGUCAUCCAGUACUGCCAGGAAUAUUUGUGCCUGUCCCAGCUAAAACUUGACAAGAGAGUUGAAAGGAUUUUUAAGUAGCUGUAUGGUCAGAAGUUGGCCAUACUGGAAGCUGAUAUUCAGAACCUGAUAAACUAUUACCUGGGGGUGUGGGGGAGGAUCCGGGGGGAAUCCCCAGAACAUUCCAAAGACUAAUAGCUGUAAAUCUAGAGCACAGCAAUCUCUUGAUUUCUGUGUUUUAGUUGACCAUCUUGUCCCUGAUAGCAGCAAAUGGAAGAUAAUGUCAUUGGACGGGUGGGUCAGCCUAUGGUGGUACUCAGGAAGCAACCUGAUUUUUGUAGCAAGUGAAAAUAACUGUCCUGGCCUCACAGGCCGAGUCUCUAGCAGAAGAAACACAGCUCUGCAAGCAAUUCAGAGCCCACCUAUCCACCUAUCCUGCUUGCAGCAAUCACAGUAACCUCCCUGGUGUGCUGUAUUCUCUCAGCAGCUGCAAACCACCAAGCAAGUGAUCGCCCUCAGAAUGUCAGGAAAGGAACAGAGGAAACGGCCAACUUAACGGACGGGAACCCAGCAUCUUGAGCUAUGACCACCACACACAGACUCAGUAACUGCAAGAAUUCCAUAACUUUAGCUGGAAGUAACGCUGAUGCCUUCACUGUCUAUCACCUCUCAGGCUGAGAGUCUGAUCAAAAGGGGAGAAUUUAAAAAAUGAGAGAACAGGCCCAAAAUAGAGUCCCUUCUGCUAAACCCCACACCACCAAACGAAGACAUAAGUGAUACUUUUGGCUCUCUCAGAAAUGGCAUCUUCACCCAGUCAAUCAGGAAUCGAUCAUCUGGCUAGCACCAGUUAGGGCAUCUGCCUGACAGACCCCUGCCACCUCCUGAAGGAAGUGACCUCUCAAUAGCCAGCCUGCUGCUUUGCCUAGUCUGACCUUGUUCCCCUCUGUGCAUAAAGGUGUCCAUUUUGUAUAGCUCCUUCAGGGCUCCUUUUUGUCUUUUAGAUUAAUUCUUGAAUAAAGCCAUUGAGAUCUUCCAAA